Molecule: messenger RNA, 6168 nt
Organism: Athalia rosae (coleseed sawfly)
Lineage: Eukaryota; Metazoa; Arthropoda; Insecta; Hymenoptera; Athaliidae
Exons: 2
Coding region: 34-5343 (1769 amino acids)
Source: RefSeq, a predicted model, not a curated record
GAUAAGAGCGCGGCUCGCGCCGCCGACAAAGCGAUGCGUUUUCUUACUCUGGCUACUCUCCUGCUGCCCGUGCUUGACUUGGGCGGGUUGGUCAGUGGGGAAGAUGAUCCGAACGCGGAUAUUCAUCGGUCGUAUAACGACAGCGUCUUUCAGUCGAGCGAAGAAUCGUCCGACGACGAUGCUCAUCCGAGCCGCAAAAAUUUGACGGUUAGACAAUUCGAAUCCACGACGGUUACAUCAAUUCCGUACACUAUUGGCCAGCGGACGCUAUCAGCCUCAAUUGACGAGAACUCGAGCGAUCCGAUAGCGAUGGACAUCCGCGUCGCGACAACGAAUCAACCGGAUGAUCUGAAAGAUGCGACGAAGGGGCAAUUCGGCGAUGAUAAUGCUGACGAUAUUGUGAGCGAAAUAACGAGAUCCGUCGUAAGCAACGGUGAAACAACUGAAUUAUCUCCCGUAAUUGGACGGACGGUUUCAGAAAGUACGGAAUAUCAAGAAAAACGAUCAGAAUCAGAAACCAUGAGAGCGGCUAACGAUUCCACUCUCCCAGGAGAAAGAACUUCUGUAUCCGAUGAUAAUGUAUCACAAUCAUCCCCUUCACCUGAUUCUGAGGAUGCACGCCAACCCGAAUCCACAAAAAUGGACCGUAAUUUUGAAAAGAACGAAGGAUCGGCCACCACGAAUUUCGUUCCUAACUCGGAUCCAACAACCGAAAGUAAUUCCGUGAUAAAUACGGACGAUACAUCAAUUUAUCGAAAAUCGAUUCACCAGCAGGGUCGGGAAACUAGUGGAACGGUCGUGCCGAUAGAUAUUGAAACCCGGAAAUCAAAUGAUAAGGAUAUGAAUUUGAAAAUAUCGACCAAGAAUAGCGAAACAGAUGUCAAACCUGUUGAAGAAAUGAUAAAAGCUACAAUUCCCCAAGAUACAACGACCGAGAAAUCUGACGCGCCACGUGAAGAGAACUGGUUGUCCGUUUUACAAUCACUCGUGCCGAAUGAAAAGGAACGUCUUGAUUUCAACGACAAGAUACUGCAGUCUAUACAAAAUACGGUAAGCAAUUCUAACGUGAAUCACAACGUUUUGAAUGCUCCGAGUGUACCUUGUUCCCAUUCUAUUCCACCUCCGCCGUCGGAUAUUGACCCUCCUCCGUACGGGCUGCCAGCUUCCUCGUCUGGGGCAACAUCGCCUCACGGCAUUCCUGUUGAACCAGACGGAUACCAAGAAUAUAGGGACUUUGAAAUGGAAGCCCCACGGCCCCCCUACAUUACGUACACCGACGUAGAAACUGAAGAUUUACGCAGUCCUUACAAAUAUUACAAUCCACAUGUCGCAUGGGGUGUUCCGCUGGCCGAGGCGGAAUUCGAUCCCGUUCAUAUCGGAGGGGAAAUUAUAAUGAGUCAGCCGGAAGCGAGCAAACUCGUCCGUAGGUGUCAUCGAGUUCUAGUGAAACCGAGAAGAAUAUGCAGAAAAGAGAAGUCCGUUUGCGUCAAAAUGUGGAAAGGAUGCAGGCCCCUAUGUAAGUCGGGUAAAACUAUUUGCAAAUAUCAUCCAUCGCGAAGAUCGAUGAGCAGGUUGGUUUGUCAAAAUGUAUGGACGCCUAUUUCGAAGCCGAUGAUGAUGUAUCCGGUGGAGGUUUACGAUUACGCCGAUUACGAAACUUUCAACCAACCGCCCGGUCUGCUUCAAGAGUUGAAGCAAGAUCCGUCACUCUCAGAAGCUGUAGAAUACGAGCCUGACGUUUUCGAACUGCAUAAUUUCUCUGAUUUAUCACCACUCGAGGAAAUUCCGGAACUGGAAGAAGACGUUACAGUAUCUGAAAGCGACGAGGAUUUUGUGUUCACGGAGAAAAACUUCGAAGAAGCAAUUCGAGCGGCGAUAAACGAAGCGCCGGAAAUCUUAGAGCCACAACCUAACGUGGACUUGGAGUCUAAAACCGUGCGAAAUCCAGAACUAGUGAACUCUGCAACAACCGCAGACCCGCCUCCGAACAUUACGGAGGACCAGAAUAAAAAGCAAACUGCGAGUACAAACGUCAAUCACAAUGUCAAUAGUAACGUAAAUUCUAAUACGAAUAUAAAUUUCAACGGUAACAAUUCCACGUGGCAACCGGUACUUCCAGAUAUCCAACUACCGGCAAUACCCCCCGUCAUCGGAAGAGUUGUCGGUCAAAGUAAUGCGGGGUUAAAUGUAGACCCGAAUGUUAACACAAAUGUCAACGUGAAUCGCAACUCCAAUGCGAACGACAACCGUGAAUUACCGACGCCACAAAUCGUAGAACGCGAACGUGAUGGAAUAAAUAGAACGCUUGAAAUUGGACCAACCAUGCCUAUUUCGGUUGGCCCGUCCAAUACCGAGAUUAAUCAAAAUCACGAGAUUGACGGUCAAAGCGGAGUAUCAAAGCCGUUAGAACUUGAUUCUCUCCCGCAAAAAGAUUAUCCUGAAAUCAGAACGCCUGCUAUUUUCCAGCCAAUGUUGCAGCCAAUGCCUCAACCAGUUGCCAAACAGAUUUAUGAAAAUUUCAAUCACAACAUCAAUAGCAAUGCCAACAUAAAUUAUAACGAUAAUAUCAAUAGGAAUACCCAAAUACCUAUGGCUACGGGUAUUCACGUACCAGAAGUAACUUUCCCUAACAACAAUCCAGUUGUGCUACCAAACGUUGUCAUGCCUCCAGUUAACGGGGGGAAUUAUUACAAUGCCGAUGCAAAUGUUAACCCGAACAUGGGCGCCGAUGUCAAUCAAAACCCAAAUGGCGAUCGACUACCUGAAACCUCCAAGGUUGAAGAAGAAAUUCCAAUCGCGGAGUCUGUUCAAGUUGGUGAUGCGCCGUUAGAAAUUUCAUCAGGGUAUAACGCGCCGAUGAUACCCGCUUCAUUGUCAUCUUCGGACAUGCACUCCAACGUCAAUCAAGAUAUUGAUAGAAAUGGCAAUUUAAAGUCAGUCGAUGACACGAACAUCGAUACAGCGAAUCAAGCAUUUUUAAGCCCAAGUCGACAACAUACAUCGAUGCCCAUGCUUAUCAAAGCAGCUCCGCAGGAUAUCCCACGACCCGAGGUAUUGAUUAGCACUGGGGCCGGAGCGAAUGCGAAUCAGAACUUGGACAGUAACGUGAAUAUUAAUAAUAAUCAGAAUGUUUAUCGUGACACGAUCGGUAGAGUCACUCCAGUCACACCGGAAAGUCUUCGGCCAAUGCUUGGACCGGAACUUGUGAAGCCUCCAGCUUCUUUAAAUGGGCUUGUCGAGGAAGGCCAAUUGAGCAACAACGGCAUUGUCAGUGGGAAUGUUAACGAGAAUUAUAACAACACCGUGGACGUUAACGGCAAUACUAUGGCAGAUUUGUCUAGAGUAGCAAAUUCUGGUUUACCUAUGACAAUGUCUGAACCAAGACCUCUCGCGAAUACUCUACCCAAGAUUGCACUAUCGGCCGAAGUUUCCCCUGUGGCAACAUCGCCAUCUGAAAUUACGGAUAAUCGUAACGUUAAUGGUAACACCAACUUCAACUAUAACUCAAACAUUAACAAUAAUGCCGAUCGCGAGAUUGUAGUUCCGUCCGAGGAACCUGUUUCGCCAGUUAUUAGACCUGUUGAAUUUCAACCUGUUGCAGCACAGAAACUUCCAGAAAUAAAUCUGCUGACUCCGGCUCAAAUUGACGCAAGUCAAAACUUGCAUAACAGAAGUGCGAAUACGAAUGGCAAUGACAAUUCGAACCCGAAUGUUAAUACGAAUGACAAUGUGGACGGUAAUACGGAGUAUGGAGCUAACGUAGAACAAAUACCGCAGCAGCUAUCAGAAAUAGCGAGGGAACCUGCCCCAGUUGUCUCAACUGUGAAUCAAAUUCUCACACAUUCUCCCGGGCUUGAGGUAAACGAUAACGUUGCCACUUUGGGAGCGAAUGUUAAUUCCGCUUCAAACAUCAACCAGGAUAUGAAUGUAAAUUUCGACCAUAAUUCGAACGUCAACACUGAUUAUAACUCGAAUUUCAAUCCGAAUAAUAAUAUAGGGGGCCAAAAUUCAGGUUUAUUGCCAACAUCGGCUCCGGUUUAUAUUCAGGAACCAAAAAUCUCAGCGCCUGAAACACAACCUCCGAUUUUUAGUCAAACACUGAUAAAUCAGGGGCCCGAAAUUCCUCAACUCGCCGAAGUCAACUCUAACUAUAACGCCAACGUGAACAUUAAUCGUAACCAUAAUUCAAACGUGAACGCUAAUUUCAAUCAAAACGCGCAAAUAAGGCCCUCGAAUUUAUUGGCGCAGAUGGCUCCUGUGCCUUGGCUUCAAGAACCGAGCUUAAAGUCACCGAACAUUCCAAGUCUCGGGCUGAGUAGUAUUAUCCCAAAUUUUGGAGUGAGUUUAAAUCACAAUUUGAACGCAAACCUAAAUCACAACGUUAAUUUGAACAGCAAUCGCGAUAUCGUACCGCGCGAACCCGUUGAAUUUUCGAAACCACAGCAAGAAAUCGUCGGUGCGGAUCGCCAUUACGCCCCUGAUCUCGGACCUGAUGUCAGAGAACCCGCGGUGGUAGCUGCGCCUACUCCUAUGUUAAAAGAUAAAGAGUCAUCCAUACCUGAAGUCACGAGGAAUUCACAAGUCUCCGCUAACGUAAAUACAAAUGUAAAUAUGAAUUAUAAUUCUAAUUACAAUCACAACGCAAAUUAUAACGGCAAAGGAGUAGCAAAUGAGAACGAGAACGGUAGAGUACCCUUGAUGAAAGAGUCUCAAAAUAUUUUACCCUCGCCAUUAAUUGCUUCCACUGCACAGUCGCCAAAUGUGGGAAGAACGGGACCCGGGGAUCUACAGAAGAAUCUCAACGGCGACGCUAAUUACAACUCUAAUAUAAACUAUAACGCAAACGUAAACGCAAAUUCUAAUUACAAUUCAAAUCUUGGCCAAGGUGGCCUCGGGAUAAUGGCACCUCCAAAUGGCCUAGCUCCCCAACCUAACCAAGGCAUACAGGGUUCUCUUUUUGGCGGAAACCCUGCUAUUUCCGCUCCAAUGAUUCCCAAUACUCUAAUCGGUAAAGCCGGGAAUCCAACGCAGCUUGAAUAUAACGGACAGCAAAAUAUUAACACCAACGCUAAUUAUAAUUCAAAUCUAAAUUACAACUCUAAUUAUAACGGAAACUCUAAUCACAACGCUGAUUACAAUACCCUGCCGAUGACGGAGCGACAAAAUCAGCACAGAAAAAAAGGAUGGUACGAAUUAUGGUACAACGACGGUGAGGAUAAAGAUGGCUGGACUGAAAUAUGGAACAACAAAGAGUACAAAAAAUUCUUAGAACAACAACUGAAGGACAUAAAACAACAGGAAGAUAUAGACGCCCAGAGCCACGCGUUUCCCCUCGCCGGAUGAACGUUUCACGUGCUUUUUUGUUUUUUUUUCUACCCAACUGAAAGUGCCUGUAUCUAAUUGUAAAAAUGAACGGAAUCAAAAUUUGAUCGGUAAUAAUCGAACGGUCGUUCAUGUUGUCUUGUAAAUGAAAUUGCGAUUACAUUAAUAUUUCAUCGAUUAUCGGUAUUUCGAACAUUUUUAAAUUAGGACAAAUGAGUUGUGUUUGGAGCUAACACACAAAACACAUAAACCUAACCUGAAACUUUGCAUACUCGCGGACACGAUACGCACACAUAUGUAACCAAGGCACGCGCCAACUAAACAUUUACAUUCCGGCUACGCGUGUUACUGACUCCCCACUUUGUUCGUUAAUUAUUACACAAGUCCGUACCUUCCACAGAUAUACAUACAUACAUAUGUUCUAAACACGCAUUACGAAUCGUCCAACGCGCCAAAAAACAGGGGGAAAGAAAAAAAACCAAUGUGAAAAUGCGCGACAACCCUACACACAAAUACAGAAACAUAUACUCUACACAUGUCUCUUACACGAAACAACUACAGUAUUGGUUGCAACAAAGAACGUGAUAUCUAAUUUGAUUAUUAUUAGAAGUCAGAGGAAACCGUUUAGGUUGGUGAAAAAGAAGUCCACAAAAAAUUGUCCAAACCAGUUUGAAUUUUUCUCAAGUUUUACCCGCUGAAAGUUUGUCCGACCAGGAAAUCUGAUAUUAUACGAAAAUUUUUGACAACAUUUAUUGUACCUCUAUUUUUUAAAUAACCGUAAGAAAAUCUGUACAGGAUAUAUCGUUGUAAAUUUUAUCGAAAUAAAUCAGCAUAUGGUACAAAAUA